This is a messenger RNA of Cercopithifilaria johnstoni, 2259 nucleotides long. The record is from the annotation of a GenBank genome assembly. Lineage: Eukaryota; Metazoa; Nematoda; Chromadorea; Rhabditida; Onchocercidae.
AUGCUUCCAUGCAAGGCACGAGCAGCUAAAACGUUUUUAAGGAAGUAUCGAUUCUGCUUGUUUCUGGAUGUCCUUAAGACCUCAAGAAGUACGCAAAUAGACACACAUGUUGGUGUGGGUGAACGAGACGUGAUCCGUUUUGAAGCUGGACAUAUAGCCCGGUUAGCCGAUGGUGCUGCUGUUGUUUCGCAGGGCGAUACUUCAGUACUGGCUACUGUGGUCGGAAGACAAAGCUCAACUAAUGAUACAGCUGAUUUUAUGCCUCUGACGGUCGAUUUUCAACAGAGCGCCUCGGCUGUUGGUCGUAUUCCCACAAAUUAUUUGCGAAGGGAGUUGCAACGAAAUGAUGCUGAUAUUCUGGCGUCCAGGAUGAUUGAUCGAUCAGUCAGACCGUUGUUUCCAAAAAAUUAUUCGGGUGAAACUCAGAUAAUAUGUAAACCUCUUGCUGUGGACGAUGAUGGAGAUCCGGUAAUUCUGGGGCUUAAUGCAGCCUCGGCAGCACUAACUUUAUCAGAUGUGCCGUGGGAAGGGCCACUAGGAGCUGUAAGAGUAGCUCUUAUUAAUAACGAGAUUGUUAUUAACCCAAGUCGAAAAGACAUGAAAAACUCUUCAUUAGAUCUAGUUAUUGCUGGCUGCGACGAUGGGAAGCGAAUAUUAAUGAUUGAUAUGGAUGGCAGCGAAAUUGGAGCAAGAAAAUUUUCUGAGUGUGUCAGAACUGGUCUCCAAAGCAUUUCGCACUUAAUUCAAGCCAUUAAUAAAAUGAGGGGUUCGUGCGGUCGUCAAAAGCGACAGAAUGUUGAUGAAGAAGUUAAUAUCGAUAUGAUAGCAUUAACGGAGGAAAUGCAGAUCUUAUAUGGCGAUCAGUUAUAUCACAUUUUAACGGAUACAAAACAUGAUAAACUCUCACGAGAUCAAGCUAUUUCUGCACUUAGUGAUCAAAUGCUUGAAACGCUGAAAGAAAAGAGCUCUUCGCAUAAGCUUCGUCAUACCUUUAAGAAUCUCAUCAAAAAAUCAUUGAGGGAAGCGUUUUUCAAAAGUGGAAGACGAUGCGAUGGACGAAAAUUUGAUGAACUUCGUCCAGUGGAUAUUACAAUGGAUGUUCAUAAAAAAUUGCACGGCUCGGCAUUGUUCCAGCGCGGCCAGACCCAGGUGUUUGGUACCGUGACAUUUGAUGCUCCAUCGGCUGCAUUUCAGCCAGAUGCGCUGUCACAAUUACUUGGCGCGCAGCAGAAAAAAAUGUUUAUGUUGCACUAUCAGUUUCCGUCGUUUGCUGCUACUUCUAUUUCUUCCUCUGCACGAACCUCACGUAGAGAGCUAGGACAUGGCGCUUUAGCCGAGAAAGCUCUAAAGAAUCUUAUUCCAGAAGACUUCCCUUAUUGCUUAAGGCUUGCCUGUGAUGUCCUUGAAUCAAAUGGUUCAUCUUCGAUGGCAUCAGUUUGUGCUGGUUCUUUGGCGCUUCUUGAUGCGGGAGUACAGAUAAAGGAGCCCGCUGCUGGUAUAGCUAUAGGUUUGAUUAUUGAUGAAGAACGAAGUGAUUAUUGUAUUCUGACGGACAUCAAUGGUCUGGAAGACUUUGCUGGAGAUAUGGAUUUCAAGGUAGCAGGAACAAUGCACGGUUAUACAGCGAUGCAGCUGGAUUUGAAAGUUCCAGGCAUAAAGCUAGAAAUAGUUAUGGAAUCUUUAGAACGAGCAAGAAAUGGACUGGAACAUCUUUUGCAGCUAAUGAGUAAGGCGCAGCCUCGAUGGCGAAAUCAUUUUAAAAGUACGGUUCCGGUUCAUGAGACGAUGCCUGUUGCAAUCUACAAACGCCACAUUAUAUUUCGUAGUGGAGGCUAUAAUGCUAAGCUGAUCGAAUCGGAAACCGGUGCUAAGAUAAGCGUAGAGGAUGAUACAAACAUAUCUAUCUUCGCACCUAACAAAGUGAAGCUGGAAGAAGCGAAAAUGAUGCUGAACAAAAUAUUUGAGAAUGAAAGCGAAAUAGAACUGGUAUUUGGUGCGAUGUACAAGGCAGAAAUAACAGAUAUAUUGGAGCAUGGCGUACUGGUAACACUUCACAGAAGCAUGAAACCCAUUUUAUUGAAAAAUAGUAAUUUGGAUACGAGGAACGUAGCACAUGCCAAGGUACUUGGUUUCAAGAUUGGUCAAAAAAUAAUCGUUCAGUAUCUAGGACGAGAUCCAAACACUGGGUACCAUAGGAUAUCACGGAAAACGUUGCAAUCUGCUUCUUUACCUGUUCAAAAUGUGCACCACGAUACUUAG